UUUGUUGGUUUUUUUUUUUUUUCUUUUUUUGAUCUCAUUUAAUGUUGUGCCUCUGGUAAACCUUUGCCAUGAAGCCUUUGCCCUCCCUGUUUAUUCUGGCCCUGCUCUUGAUGCCUUGGGUGCUGGGGCCAGCUCCUGCUGGGCAGGGUUCUGGGGUGAUGCCAAGGCCCUGCUGUGAUGCUGCUGGUGCUGCUCCAGGGGUAAGGGGAUCCUCUCAGGAAUAUUGGAAGGUUAAGCCAGAGCCAGAAUCUCCUUGGUUAUUGGCCUAUGUGCCUAUAAGAAACUGCCACAGAGUGCUGAAGGACAAAUAUGGGGAGUUUUCUCCUCCAGCAUUCCAUGCUGAUUUCCCUGUAACCUUUUGGUGCAACUGGACAAUCUGGGCAGGCUCCAGGAGGCACAUCAUCAUUUAUAUACAGGGAUUUAUCGCUAAGGAUGCUUGCAACAAAAAUGAGGACAAAAUUCUGUUUGAAGGAGUCUCCUCCCUGGUGGAAAACAGUGUUGUUUAUGCCUGCUGGAAAAAUGAGAUGCAUGUUUUUGCCACCUUUGCCCAGGCUGUCCAUGUUGUGCUGCUGAAGAGGUACUUGCCAAACCAGAGAGAUGCACAAUUUAAAGGGAAGUACUACAUCUUCCAAGACCAGCAAGGUGACUCUUCCUCCAAAGAUGAUGCGAUUUCUGGAACUUCUGUUUCAAAACUGCCAAAGAGAGGUGGUAUUUUUCAGUCUGGUUGGGUUGAAAACCUUAGAGGUACACUGGGCUUUGCAACCACACGUGGCAGCACCACCGUGCUAAGCAGUGAGCCGAUGCAGGGAAGAGGGAUCACUCUGGACACCACGGCUGUGGGACGUCCUACAGAGCUCAUCCUAUGUGAACGUGCAAGGACACAGGCUCUGGAAACAAAAGCUCCUUGUGGGCUGGGAUCUGAGCUGCUGGGGGCUCAAGAAGCUCAAGGCAUAGGAAGACCUGAGGGAAUAAUCCCCACUGCAGCACAGGACAUCUGGGGGCAGAAUCCCUCUGUGAGUGAGGACAGCACGGUGAGUUUUGGUCCUGCGCUCAGUGCGCUUUUGGAAACUCCUUUGCUUGGUGCUUUCCAGCCAGCAGAACCUUUUUUGCAGCCAACUUUGGAAACUCCUUUGCUUGGUGCCUUCCAGCCAGCAGAACCUUUUUUGCAGCCAACAGAUCUCAUGGAUGUUUUCCCACUGAGAAGUUCUAGGGGAGCUGUCAGGAGGAGAACAGUGCCGCAUCCCACAGCACCAGGGCUGGCUGUACCUGCUUUGGCAACAGGGCUGGAGCAUCCUCUCACUCAUGUAUCUGCCCUGGGGACAGAAACCAACCCUGUGCUGGUGACCUCUUCCACAGCACCUGUCCCUACAGACUCUGGCUCUCUGGAUUUAAUCCCUGAAGCACCUCUUCCUCCACAAGUAGAGUCUGUGUCCACGGUGGCCUCUCUGCCAGCUGCUGUGGAUCGGGACCCUGUCAGUCUCGGGCAAAGGGACAUCUCCCCAGCUAGCCCAGGAGGACAGGAGAUGGUCUCCCCUUCACCACCUUGCCAUCCAUCAGUAGCCUCUGAACUGGGCAUAGAUGGGUCCUCCAGAUGCCUUAGCCCUGGGAUGCAAAAGCUGGUGCUGGGACAGGCCGGUGGCCAGGGAGGCCAAACCACAGCCUCUGUGGGCUUGAUGGCCAGGAGUCCCUCCCCCAUCUUUGUCACUGUCCCAGGGCCUGGUGUGAGGCUAACUCAGCCUGAGGCCCAUGUCAGCAGUGGCUCUGGGGUGCCACCAGCUUCCCUGUCUGACACCAGAGAGGAGCACAAGGUGCAUCAGGACAGUACUGCUAGUGACAAACCAGCUUCUGCCUACAACUUCAGGGGAUUUAAAAUGCAGGGAACCCCAGAAGCUCUGCAGGUGGGUGCAGGACAGAGGUCAACUGCCUCCUUCAGCACCAUUCCUGCACACCCUGCAGCUGCAGCUCUGUGGGGAGAAACACUGCCAAGAGACCAAAAGAUUUGGAAGCCCUCUGGUGUACCCAGGAAUACCCAGAUGUCAGAAGGACAGCAAAGGAAACAUGCUGAGCUGGGCUCUCCCUGGGUAACCGAGUACUUUCCCAUCAGGAGCUGCCACCUCAUCUUCCAGAAUGGGUCUGGCAUGUUUUACCUCCCUCUGCAUGCUGACAUUGAACACAACAUCUGGUGCAACUGGACCAUCUGGGCAGGCCCCCAGAAGCACAUUGUCAUCUAUGUCCAGGGGUUCCAGGGGAGCGAUGGCUGUGCCAACAACCAGGACAAGAUCAUUUUCCAGGGGGUCUCGUCAAGUGUGGAAACCAAAGUGGUGUUCGCCUGCCACAACAGAGGCACUCUGAUCUUUGCUGCACAAGCCACUGAGGUCCAGGUGUUGUUUCUGUCAGGGAGUGGUUUCAGAAGCCAUGAAUACAGGUGUUUUAAAGGACAGUAUUAUGUAUUCAGAGACUCUGAAACUGUGGGCUCUUCAAGUGAUACCACAGCAGCUCCUCAGGAGACCUCUAAAAAAGAGAGCUGGAGGACAGUGGUGACCAAAGGCUUACUGCCCAUGCUGACAGUUCCUCCAGGCCCACCAGCUGCACCUGCUGGUGGUAGGAUCCAGCAUGACAUUGUGAGCCCAGAAGUGGCCCAACAUUCUCCUGAUCUCGUGGAAGAUGGUCAGUCUGGUGCUAACCUGAGUGAGCAUGGUCAGGAUGAAACCAGGCUGGAAAGGAACCUUAAGGACGGUGGCAGCAAGGACAGAGAAACUGAAGAUGACCUGAUGGUGGACCCAGCUCCAGCUGGGCAAGACACUGGGGGUAAAGCUGAGCCACCUGCCUUGGAGCUGACCAAGGGGGCCACAGUGCCAGGGACUGCUCUGUUCACCAUGGUCCCAUGUCACCCAGCUGGCUCCUCUUGCUCAGAGAUGCCCAGCAGCAGUGUAGGUGUCUCUGACACAUCUCCUAGCCUGGGUCAGGCCAGUGACAGCGCCUCAGAAGUGGCAGCUGCUGCACAUCACACACAGACACCAGUGAUGGCAGAGCCACCACCAAACACCAACACAAAACCACCUCCCUACCCUUCUCCUGGUGUGACUGCUGCUGAUGUGGUGUCUCUGGGAGGAACGACCCAAGAUCUCUUUGAUCUGAUGUCAUCUGUGAAGAAUGACACAGGACUGCAGCCCCAUCCUGGAGAUGUGCUGUUUGAAGUCACUGUUGAAAUCAAACCCAAGGACUGGAUUCCUCAUGGUGGAAAUGAGUUCCAAAAGGGUCUCCUUGAAUCUCUGACGAAUCACAUCCAGAAGAACCUGAAGUUUUCUGACAAUAGAGUCAGUGAAAUGAAGCUAAAGGAUGUCAAAAGGACGAGUGAUGCCAACCUGCUGCUCACCUUCUGGCUGCACCUGGAGCCGGAGGAGAGGAACGUGUCCCUGCUCCUGCGCUCCCAGCUGGAGCGGCUGCUUGGCACCUCAGUGGGCGUGGAGAAGCUGCAGCUUGUUUCACUGUUUGUUGAAGAUGUGAACGAGUGCCAGGCUGGGCUUGACCUCUGUGGAGAGGAGGCAGAGUGCUUCAACGGUGUGGGCACCUACCUGUGCCGCUGCAGGAAAGGCUACGAGGAUCAUUCUCCCAGCAAGUCCGGCACGCUCUGCAUCCGCGCUCCCCGGCCAGAUGUGAACGAGUGCCAGGCUGGGCUUGACCUCUGUGGAGAGGAGGCAGAGUGCUUCAACGGUGUGGGCACCUACCUGUGCCGCUGCAAGAAAGGCUACGAGGAUCAUUCUCCCACCAAGUCCGGCACGCUCUGCAUCCGCGCUCCCCGGCCAGGGAUCAGCGCCUUCCUGCGGCAGGCGGACACGCUGGCGGGGGCGGCGCUGGCGGCCGGGCUGGCGCUGCUGGCGGCCUCGGCCGCGCUGUGCCUCAGGCUGAAGCUGCGCGCCCGCACCCCCGAGUGGCUCUGGAGCGUCCGUGCCCACCAUGGCCCGGCGUUGCCAGAGCCGCCUCCCCCGCUCUGA
Molecule: messenger RNA, 3995 nt
Organism: Ficedula albicollis (Collared flycatcher)
Lineage: Eukaryota; Metazoa; Chordata; Aves; Passeriformes; Muscicapidae
Exons: 13
Coding region: 69-3995 (1308 amino acids)
Molecular function (GO): calcium ion binding
Source: RefSeq, a predicted model, not a curated record